Messenger RNA from Penicillium concentricum, 1878 nucleotides. RefSeq names its product DUF3405 domain-containing protein. Lineage: Eukaryota; Fungi; Ascomycota; Eurotiomycetes; Eurotiales; Aspergillaceae. Bases 1 to 1878 code for a protein of 625 amino acids. The record is from RefSeq and is a predicted model, not a curated record. The transcript is spliced from 5 exons.
AUGCGCUCGAUUGACUGCCUUGUGCUGGGAUGCCGACAUUUAUUGCGAACCCCCCUAAAGCGCACUCUCGCUGCGAUUUCCCUCGGCCUUGCAUUUACCAUUUUCAUGCUUGUGCCUCGAUCAGCAGAGCAACCUAUAGUGGUCCAUGCUUCGAGUACAAGAAAUGCCUUCUUUCUAGGCUCUGGCGAUGCGGGUGAUGGGAACGGCCUCGGUCAGCUUGUUUUGGAAACUUCCCACGAGUCACAAUCCAUACCUUACGAUCCAUAUCCUGAAUACAACAGCGCUGCAUGGAAAAAUACGUGGAGAGGAACCUAUCAGCAGUGUGUUGGCACAAAUGGCUCAGUCCUGGACCGUAGGAACGCGGAAACAACAAUGAAGGGAUUUCGCUGGAACCAGUCAGAGUUUCCAGCGCCGAUAUUUGGAUCGUACGAGGCGUGGAAUCUCGAUCGGAGUAUCUGCGUCGACCGAUAUUCUCGAUAUGCGGCGUAUGGCUACACAGAGGAAGGGAAAAAAGCGCAGUGGCAGGAUGUGAACUGGGCCACUUUGCAGCAAGACUGCCUGCAGCGCAAUGCAGACCGAUAUCAACCUUCGAAUAUUCGUGAAAAGAUGUGGACUUUGCACAGAGAGCAGGAUAAAGGAACGGAUCAACAUCGAUUGGGAGAAAAGACAAAGACAGAUCGAAACAAUACUGCUAUUUUCAAACCACGGACGGCGGUAGUGCUGCGCACAUGGCUCGACAUGGAAUACACGGAAGAUGAUCUUUAUUAUAUCCGGUCGAUUAUAAUGGAGCUAUCGCUCUUAUCGGGUGCAGAAUAUGAGGUGAUCCUCUUGGUUGAUGCGAAAAACGCCGACUUGCCUCAUCCAACGGACAAGACGGGCUUGGACAGUCUCAAAAAGUCUCUUCCGCUGGAGCUCCAGGAUCUGGCAGUGUUCUUCAACUCGGAGAUACUAGAAGACUGGUACCCGAAGAUCGAUGUUCACCAGGCCAUACUUCAAUACUUCCAGCCAUUGCAGAUUUUCUCUCGAUUGAAUCCACAAUACGACUUUUUCUGGCAGUUUGAGAUGGAUUCACGUUAUACGGGACAUUUCUAUAACUUUCUCCAGCAGGCAACUGAUUUUGCAAAACAACAACCUCGCAAGAAUCUGUGGGAGCGCAACUCUUACUUCUACAUCCCCGCUGUCCACGGGAGUUGGGAAAACUUUACUGAUCAGGUAGACCAGAGCAUGAUGGGUCUUCAUAGUAUUUCGGGACCACAGCCAGCAAAGGGCAUCGAGGUUGGGAAUGAAGCACCAGAGCCACCGCACCCAGACCUCGAUAAUGAUUCUUGGAGCUGGGGCGUGAACGAGGAAGCUGACGUGAUGACUUGGCUGCCUCAAUUUGACCCUCAGCACACCUACUGGCCCUUUUCUGACCGGAUAUUUAAUUUUCGUCAGAGGGGACGUACUCCGCGCCGGGCAUCCGUUGUCGCAAUGUCCCGUGUCUCAGCCCGAUUGCUCCGGCUUAUGCAUAAGGACCAGACCGAGAAAGGUCUUGGACUAGCAUCCGAGAUGUCUCCCACCUCCUGGGCCCUUUAUUAUGGGUUGAAAUCUGUCCAGGUUCCUCAGCCCAUUUACCAUGCCCACGAAACAGAUCCUGUUAAGCUCAAUCUCCGAGCUAAUGCAGGCAAGACCGGUAAGAUCGGCGCUGGGAAGAAUAGUAUCUGGAACUGGAACCAGCACAAUGAUAUUAUGAUGAAAGUGUCCUAUAUGUUUGGGUCGGAAUUUUCCGAAAAGAUUUAUCGAGCCUGGCUGGGCUACGAUAAUGCGGAGAAAAAGGGACGUCGUCGCCUUUGCCUGCCUCCGAUGUUCUUACAUCCGGUGAAGAAUACAAAAAGAUAG